This is a messenger RNA of Physella acuta, 1118 nucleotides long. RefSeq lists its product as uncharacterized. Gene Ontology annotation, cellular component: external side of plasma membrane. NCBI's taxonomy places the organism in Eukaryota, Metazoa, Mollusca, Gastropoda, Physidae. Gene Ontology annotation, biological process: T cell costimulation; cellular response to lipopolysaccharide; positive regulation of T cell proliferation. The record is from RefSeq and is a predicted model, not a curated record.
AUAAAUAGAUUGAAGCGUCUCGUCAAAUCGUUGAAGAGCAUGAAGUGUAGUCUUGUUGUUUUAGCGUUGCUCUCUGUAGUUGAUGUGAUAAAUGGCACAGAGCUGUUGAACGAGGAAAGAGAUAUAAGAUCCGCUACCGAAGCCGAUGUUGAGGACAUCGUGUUUACCGCCAAUGGUGCUACCUCUCUUGUGACCCAAACUGGGCUGGACGUCACCCUCCUCUGUCUCCUGCAGUCCGUGCGUGCCGCCACUCUGGUUCUAACCGGAAGUGUGCUGGGCCAGGUCCGGCAGCUGCGGUCUGAGACCGGAAGGAUUAAGUUGACCAUUGCUAACGUGACCUGUAAGGAUUCAGGACGCUACUACUGCAGGACUGAGACCACUGGCUAUGGAAACUACGCGUCGCUUGAGAUUAAUGUCUUCUGUCCUUUCCAAGUGCGAUACUCCCCCUCCCCAGACCUCACCCCGGGGAUCCAAGCCUCCCCCGGAACAAACACCAUCUACACCGUUGAGUUAUACGGGUACCCCAAGCCUACCAAAAUCGGACUUCUAACGGAAAAGAUGGGUCAAAGGUCGCCAGUAGACGUAAGCCUGUAUGAGGUGACCCACGCCCAGACUACCCCGCCCUUUGUGCUGGUGUCGGUGACCUUGUUUGACCACAGAGAGAAGGGCAAUAACUCGUAUGUGCUUGUGGUCAGCAACAGUGCUGGGGUGCUGAACUUGAGGUUCAAUGUGUUCAAGCAGUACCCCACAGUAAACAGCAGCAACGAGCUUCUGUGGAUCGAGAUCGCUGCUAUCGUCUGCGGCGGCACACUCCUGCUGAUCCUGGUGGUCACGUGCACCGUCUUCCUCAGGCGCCACGCCCAGCUGAAGAAGAAGAAGAAGAAGCGCGAGAGCCACCACCACGCAGACGACAGCGUGUACCAGAACUUCCACCUCCAGCAGAAGACGGAAGUGCUGGUGAACGUUCCCGCCAUAACUUUGAACGAGGCUGAGGAGCCAGCAGUUUAUGAUACAAGGAUUUGAACCCUUGUUAUCAGAUGGUGACACCUACAUUAGUGAUAUUCUUGUGUUCUGGUGAUUGUGAUACUUAGGGAUGAGGGUGGGAAUGGUGGUGAAGA